AUGGCAGCACCUCAAAUGCAGCUCGAAGACUGGCUUGAUGACCUUUGCGUCCGCUUCAUCAUCAAUCUUCCCCAAGAAGAUCUCUCCUCUGUUGCCCGAAUAUGCUUUCAAGUCGAGGAAGCACAAUGGUUCUAUGAAGAUUUCAUUAGGCCACUUGACCCGACUUUACCUUCAAUGUCGCUGAGGACCUUUUGCCUGCGAAUUUUUCAGCAUUGCCCGUUGCUUGCGUCCUUCUCCGUUGAGAACCACACCAAGGCGUUCGAGGAGUUCCUUCAAUACAAGACCCGAGUUCCCGUUCGAGGCGCCAUCAUGCUUAACCAUGCCAUGGACUCUGUGCUAUUGGUCAAGGGCUGGAAAAAAGGAGCGAACUGGAGUUUUCCCCGGGGCAAGAUAAACAAAGAUGAGGAUGACCUGGAUUGUGCUGUCCGCGAGGUUUAUGAGGAGACUGGUCUUGAUCUUCGCGCCGCCGGUCUCGUACCCACUGAGAAGAAGCCCAAAUACAUUGAGAUCUCGAUGAGAGAGCAGCAGCUACGACUUUACGUUUUUCGGGACAUUCCCAUGGAUACCAAGUUCCAGCCGCGGACUCGCAAGGAAAUUAGUAAAAUCCAAUGGUACAAACUAUCGGAACUUCCUGCGUUUCGCAAAAAAGGCACCCAAAACCAGACUCAUGCUGCUGAUGGACCAUCUGUGAACAAAUUCUACAUGGUUGCGCCAUUCCUUGUGCCCCUGAAGAAAUGGAUUCAUUCGCAAAAGAAAUUCAACGACAGAAGAGCAACAAGCGGAGCCCACGGCCACUUACCCCAUCACCCUGCCGUUGACGAGGUCGCGACAACCGAAGACGAUACAUGGGCACCUGUUCAUGACGAGAAACAAUCGCAUGUGCCUGCUAUUGAAACCCUAGACGGGGCAACUCAAGAGUUACAGAGGCUGUUGAAGAUGCAACCUCCUACCCAGGGGCUCCAAUCCCCGCCCCAAAAGGACAAGGGCACAGCUCUCCUUUCGAUUCUUCAAUCUAGUUCUAGUCGUCAGGCGCCACCGACUCACCAGAACGCUGCUUUACCGCAAACGCCUCUGAAUGCGGCGGUUUCUGAACCUCCCCAACCACAAAAUCCCCAUCACCAGGCUAAUUUUAAUCCCAUCCACGUUCAGUCACACCAGCCUCCGCCUUGCUUCCCGUAUGCGCCGGAUCAUAGAACUGCGUCUCGGAAUCCGCCGCCAAGCCCUAUGAACAAACCUCACUUGCAACAUUACCAUGUCGACGCGAUCGGGCAUCAGCAACCAGGCCAGCACCAACUUCCCUCGGCUCACUCUCAACCCCCGCCUCUCCAGGUUCAAGGAUCGAUACUUGAUAAUGGCUCAUUCCAGAAUCGAGCUUCACCUCAGCAAGUCGGUACUGGGCAGAAUAUCUCUCCUGGCCCUGGACCCGGGCUUGGGUCAUUGACUGGCCAACAGGACAGUCAGAUGUCCACCGCUCCCGGAUCCGUGAAACUUAGCGGGGCAUCCCUAGCUCUGCUCAAUGCAUUUAAACGGGAUAUUAGGACGGGGGCUACUGGUGACAAUCAAGAGGCCAUGAACUCACCUGCUCCUGGUUAUAUCGCUCACCCUGGUGCUCACAGUUCUCCGUACUUUAAUUACAACCUACCCAAUUCCAGUCGUUCUGCGGAGCAAACGAAUGUCUCGGAAUUGGCUGGGCCUUUUGUCCAGCCCAGAGCAGACCCGCAUCGCACUGCUCUUCUGGACAUGUUCAAAAAGAACCCUUCGAAUCCCACAGCAAAACCAUUCAAAGUUGGAGAUACGCAGCAGAAUCAACAUGGAGCCAUCGCACAAUCCCCAGGACAACAGCUGGGACAGGCCGAACCUAAUACGCUCCUCCAGCAAUUCCAAGCGAACUGUGGUCCGGCCAGUGAGAAGCUCUCUCUUCAGCAGCUCUUCAUUCAGUCCAGGCCGAAUCAACCAACUGUGCCCUCGACUCGUAAUGGAGAGAGUCCGAGCUCCCGUCGCCAUCAUCAAAACCAACAUUCCCAGUCGAGCCAUCUGCAGCAGCAGCAACAUGCCCGAUCGCCGCUUGUCUCUGGACACGGCCAACAGCCUCAGCCACCUCGCAUUCUUCAACGAGGACAGCGUCUCGAUGACAUUAUCAAUCCCACGGUCCAGCAACGCGAAACGCCCCCCAAGAAGCCACCAAUUAUUGUGCAGAAUGGCGGCCACGGCUUUCCUGCGGCUUCUCCUGAGCUUUCCUCGAUGGCCAGUGCUGGAGACUCUCAUCGCCGUCCUGAUCAUUCGCGCCAACAAAAGCAACAGUUGUUAUCUUUAUUUGGCAAGGAAAAAACCCCAGGGGCUGCAGAGCCGGUUUCUGGGACGGAUCCCAGACAAGGCGCCAGCCUUGGGUCGUCGAGAGUCUCGUCAAGGGCAUCCAGAGGUGGGGAGACGCAGAUCUCACCUGCCGAACAAAGCUUCUUGUUAGGCUAUCUGCAGUCUGUCACCAAUAAUGCUGGACGUUGA
Messenger RNA from Metarhizium album ARSEF 1941, 2502 nucleotides. RefSeq names its product mRNA decapping protein 2, Box A. Gene Ontology annotation, cellular component: cytoplasm; P-body. Bases 1 to 2502 code for a protein of 833 amino acids. The transcript has 2 exons. The record is from RefSeq and is a predicted model, not a curated record. Lineage: Eukaryota; Fungi; Ascomycota; Sordariomycetes; Hypocreales; Clavicipitaceae. Gene Ontology annotation, molecular function: 5'-(N(7)-methylguanosine 5'-triphospho)-[mRNA] hydrolase activity; RNA binding; manganese ion binding. Gene Ontology annotation, biological process: nuclear-transcribed mRNA catabolic process, nonsense-mediated decay; deadenylation-dependent decapping of nuclear-transcribed mRNA.